CAAAAUUCUCUAACAUCGAUUUACCAAACGCCAAUUGGCUCUCUUACAAUUACAAUUACAAUUACAAUUGCCUUCGGACUUCCUCAAGAUCUCUUCUUCAUCAUCAUUUCUAAUUCCCAUAACCAGAAAAACCAGAUUACAGAUUAUUUCUUAAAACAGCACAAAUUAAUUUUAACUGUUUUUUGUCAAUCUCGAUUCUUUAACAGCUUAUCAUUCCUAUUUCUUCUUCUUUACAACAAUGCCUUCUCCAAUUCUUCCUCUAACAAUCAACCAAUCUUCAAAAUCCUCUUCCUUUCUUCACCCAAUACCUCCGGCACCAAUGCCCACCUCUUCAAUAUUGCUAAAACAAGGGAUUCUUGACGACUCAACUAGUAGGCUUUUGAUUUCAUCUUCAUUUCACGAAGAAAUUAAGCCUUUAUUACCGAGAACUUCUAGUUUUGCCGAUACUACUGCCACCACAGCCUCUACCUCUGCAAAUUCUUAUCAACAGCAAAGACGGCGGCGGGUCGCUAGUGAUAGUAACCUCCCGGACCUUUCUGAUGCCGGUAGUCAGCACCAAUCCUUUAGUCGUGAUGUGGGUCAUGCCGCUUCUGAAACGUUUCUGCUUACGAGAUUGACUCUCAAGCUCUUGAGAUAUCUCGGGAUAGGUUACAAAUGGAUCAUGAGAUUCCUUGCUCUUGGUUGUUACUCUAUGAUGCUUACGCCAGGUUUUAUUCAAGUUGGAUAUUACUAUUUCUUCUCCAGUCAAGUCCUGAGAAGUAUAGUUUAUGGUGAUCAACCAAGAAAUAGGCUUGAUCUGUAUUUACCAAAAAGCAGUGAUGGGCCAAAGCCAGUUGUUGCAUUUGUAACUGGUGGGGCCUGGAUUAUCGGUUAUAAAGCAUGGGGUUCUCUUUUAGGGAAACAGUUAUCGGAAAGGGAUAUCAUAGUGGCUUGCAUAGAUUACAGAAAUUUCCCUCAGGGAACCAUGAGCGAUAUGGUGGAGGAUGCUUCUCAAGGCAUCUCAUUUGUAUGCAAUAACAUUGCUCAAUAUGGAGGUGAUCCUAACCGAAUUUAUUUAAUGGGACAAUCAGCUGGUGCACAUAUUGCUGCUUGUACUCUUCUAGAGCAGGCAAUCAAGGAGGCUGGUGAAGGAGAAAGCAUUACUUGGAGUCUGUCCCAGAUUAAGGCUUAUUUUGGACUUUCUGGAGGCAGGUACAAUUUGUUAAAACUCGUAGAUUAUUUCCACAGUCGUGGUUUAUAUCGUUCUGUCUUCUUAAGCAUAAUGGAAGGAGAAGAAUCCUUACGAAGAUUUUCACCUGAAGUAAUUGUAAAGGACCCCAGUGUGAAAAAUGUGGUUUCUCUGCUACCUCCUAUUGUUCUUUUUCAUGGUACUGCAGAUUACUCUAUUCCAGCAGACGCCAGUACAAGUUUUGCUGAAACUCUUCAAGGACUUGGAGUUAAAGCUGAAUCAAUUUUAUAUGAAGGCAAGACUCAUACAGAUGUGUUCCUUCAGGAUCCAAUGAGAGGGGGAAAAGAUCAGAUGUUUGAAGAUUUAGUUGCCAUUAUUCAUGCUGGUGAUGCAGAAGCUGAGGCCAAAGAUGCAGUGGCUCCUCCAAGAAGACGCCUUGUACCAGAGUUCAUGUUACAGGUGGCUCGUAGAGUCAGCCCUUUCUAACACCACCAAUAAGCUUCUUGUUUAUUCUUUCUACUCAUUGUACAUAUCAUUAACGCAACUUGAUUAUUUCUUCUUUCUGUUCAAUUCCCCCCUCGUUUAAGCUCAUAGUAGCUCUCAGUUGAUAAUAGAAGUGUUUUGACUAAGUCAAUACAUUAAAAGCUAUAUGAAAAGCUGUUACCCAACAAAAUCUUUUUUAUAAA
This is a messenger RNA of Jatropha curcas, 1854 nucleotides long. The record is from RefSeq and is a predicted model, not a curated record. Lineage: Eukaryota; Viridiplantae; Streptophyta; Magnoliopsida; Malpighiales; Euphorbiaceae.